AUGUUUGAAGUUAGUGGUAUAGGUCGGUGCGAACGAUUGUUCGGGAUUCUCGAGGAAAACAUGGUUCAGUUCAAACAGUCGCCUCUUGUUGAAACUUCGCAGACACCUAUACUGCGAAUGUGUAACGAUCUUUUGAAAAGACUCAGUAGAAGCGCUGAGACCUCAUUUUGUGGUCGCAUCUUAUUCUUCCUUAGCAGGUAUCUUCCACUAAGCGAAAAGUCUGGCCUAAAUUUGAUGGGACAUUUCAAUACUCAAAAUGUGACUAAAUUCGAUACAUCAGAAACACAGCCUGUUGAUCUAAUCAACGCCUCAGAUGAAGAAAUGGAGACAGGGGAAAUCAAAGAGACAAAGGAAGUGAAUAUUCCCGUUGAUCAUGCGUUAUACUCAAUGUUUUGGCAGAUGCAGUCUUUUUUCUCAAAUCCACAAUUUGUUUUGACAAGCAACAAUGGACCACGUUCCAAAAGAAGGCCACGAAUCAAAUUCGAUCCCGCCGAAAUUGACAUUGGAACACCCGAGCUGACUAAGCUGUGGAGUAUUGAGCCAAAUCUACUGGAAGCUUGCAAAAACAAAAGGCGAAAAUUCGCUCCUUCCUUGGUGGACUUUCUCCGAGAUCCGAUAGAUGAGCUCGACCCCGAACAACAAGUAGAGGAGCAAUACAAAUCAACUCGUGAUCCUGCGUUUCAGUUUCGUGCGUGUAGAUUGCUUAUGGUUGAGAGUUCACAAUAUAUUUCUGCUCAAACUCAACAGACGCUCAGCAUACCUCAGUUUUUGGAUAAUGUGAUACUGAAGACGGGAAAAAAUAUGGAGGAGUUCCGAGCAGAGCUCCAAGAACGUGAAGAACGACAAGCGAGAAAAGCCGUUGAAGAGUCGUUGUUACGGAAUCGUUCGAAUGGUGUUGAAGGGUCGGCGUCACCGAGUCCCGAUUACGAAAUGAGUGACUCAACACUAGCUAAGCUUGCAUCUAUUCUGGCACCUCAUUGGAAGAAGUUAGCAGAAGCCAUGGAAAUGAGUGACAAACGAAUACAGGACCUAAAAGGCCAAACAGUGAAAAUGCCCGCUUUUUUCCUCUCAAAAACAAAAGGACCUCCCAAAAAGAAAAUCGGAGUUAAACGAGGUUUGAAAGAUGGUGACGAUAAGGAAGCAAGGCUAUCAAGGCGGCGGCGGAUGAUGGAAAGGACAGAAAUAAGCUCAGAUGAUGAUGAGGUCUCCGUCGCUAGUGGACGAAUAUCAGAAGCCAGUGAAGGUGAAUAUGAGAUUGAAGACAUUGCACGGAAUCAAAGCUAA
This is a messenger RNA of Ostertagia ostertagi, 1284 nucleotides long. Lineage: Eukaryota; Metazoa; Nematoda; Chromadorea; Rhabditida; Trichostrongylidae. The record is from the annotation of a GenBank genome assembly.